GAGAGAGAGAGAGAGAGAGAGAGAGAGAGUUCAGAUCUAGAGAGAGAAAAAUCCAAGAAAAUGGCUUUGCUAGUUGAGAAAACCACUUCAGGCCGCGAGUACAAGGUGAAAGACAUGUCCCAGGCGGACUUCGGACGGCUGGAGCUCGAGCUGGCCGAAGUCGAAAUGCCAGGGCUAAUAGCGUGUCGGACCGAGUUUGGCCCAUCACAGCCAUUCAAGGGAGCCAAAAUCACUGGCUCCCUCCACAUGACCAUCCAGACGGCGGUGCUCAUCGAGACACUCACUGCCCUUGGGGCGGAGGUCAGGUGGUGCUCGUGCAACAUCUUCUCCACCCAAGACCACGCUGCUGCGGCAAUUGCCCGUGACAGCGCGGCGGUUUUUGCCUGGAAAGGUGAAACCCUCCAGGAAUACUGGUGGUGCACAGAGCGGGCCCUUGACUGGGGGCCCGAUGGUGGGCCAGACCUCAUCGUGGAUGACGGUGGUGAUGCCACUUUGUUGAUUCACGAAGGGGUGAAGGCCGAGGAAGAAUUCGCGAAAACCGGAAAGGUGCCGGACCCGAAUUCUACUGAUAAUGCAGAGUUUCAGAUUGUUUUGACGAUUAUUAGGGAUGGUUUGAAGACGGAUCCCAAGAGAUAUCACAAGAUGAAGGAGAGAUUGGUUGGAGUUUCGGAGGAGACCACGACUGGGGUUAAGAGGCUGUACCAGAUGCAGGCUAAUGGCACCUUGUUGUUCCCUGCCAUUAAUGUCAAUGACUCUGUCACCAAGAGCAAGUUUGACAACUUAUAUGGAUGCCGCCACUCGCUUCCUGAUGGGCUGAUGAGAGCCACUGACGUGAUGAUUGCUGGAAAGGUUGCAGUUGUAGCUGGUUAUGGAGAUGUGGGCAAGGGCUGUGCAGCUGCCUUGAAGCAAGCUGGUGCCCGUGUGAUUGUGACUGAGAUUGAUCCCAUUUGCGCUCUUCAAGCUCUUAUGGAAGGCCUCCAAGUUCUUACUCUUGAAGAUGUGGUCUCUGAAGCUGAUAUCUUUGUGACCACCACUGGUAACAAGGACAUCAUCAUGGUAGACCACAUGAGAAAGAUGAAGAACAACGCCAUUGUUUGCAACAUUGGUCACUUUGAUAACGAAAUUGACAUGCAAGGUCUUGAGACAUACCCCGGCGUGAAGCGAAUCACCAUCAAGCCCCAAACGGAUAGGUGGGUGUUCCCAGAUACUAAAUCGGGCAUCAUUGUAUUGGCCGAGGGGCGUCUCAUGAACUUGGGUUGUGCCACGGGACACCCUAGCUUUGUGAUGUCCUGCUCUUUCACUAACCAAGUGAUCGCCCAGCUUGAGCUGUGGAACGAGAGGGCAACUGGGAAGUAUGAGAAGAAGGUUUAUGUAUUGCCUAAGCACCUUGAUGAGAAGGUUGCUUCUCUCCACCUAGGAAAGCUAGGUGCGCGGCUCACCAAGCUCACCAAGGACCAGGCUGACUACAUCAGUAUACCAAUUGAGGGUCCUUACAAGCCCCCUCACUACAGAUACUGAGGGAAGAGAUAAUAUUCGAGGAAACAAGACGUUUGAGCGGCAUGAUGGUUUUUUUUUGUUAUAGUUCGAUUUGUGUGAGUUUAGUUCUGUUUUUUGAGGUUUUCUUGGUGGUUGGAAAGUUGGGAGGGAAGAGAAGGAUCCGUCUAUCUGGUUCAAGACCAAAUUGGGUUGAAUAAGGUUUGUUGUGGGGUUGUGUGAGAUAGUCAUUGUGGCUGCUUCAACUAGAGUUUUACUGCAUUUGAAUUUGAUUUUGUCGAUGAAAAAACUAAAAAAAAAAAAUGCCGUUUCAGUUCGUUUGUUCUUGCUGUGAAUCUAAUUUGCUUUAGCUAGUUUCUUUUAAGAAAAUAGCUGGUGAAUUCAUACCUACUAUAGUUGCCCCGGUUCCAUUCCUUCAGUUUUGUGAUGGUGAAAAACUUCUUCAAUGGGUAAAACAAGGGUCUACCUAUGGUUUGGAAAGUUAAUUUUCAGUAACACACCUCUAAUUUCUACCCAUCAUAGCAAACCAUGUG
Molecule: messenger RNA, 2027 nt
Organism: Ilex paraguariensis (yerba mate)
Lineage: Eukaryota; Viridiplantae; Streptophyta; Magnoliopsida; Aquifoliales; Aquifoliaceae
Source: the annotation of a GenBank genome assembly